AUGACUGCCAGCCAGCAUGAGCGAGAACCCCAAUGCGUGGGAAAUGGCGACGGGAGUUGUCUCGGAAGGAAGCUCCAUAUCGACACUGCUUUGGCGCAGACCCACGUCGCAACGACCGACCUCGACCGCAUCUCUCCCGCGUCCUCCCAUCCGAGAUCUCCAGCCACUUCAGUAUCCUCAAAGGCUUCCUCCGCCGCGCCUAUACGACCAAUCCAUCCAGACCAUAUGCUCGGGGGAGGAUUCGGCGGCACAAACUGGGAUACCGCCCCAGAGUCUUCUGGCCGGCACAAACCUAUACCAAUGCCGCUGCCCUACCUGCCAUUGCGUAAGCAAUCUACGCAACGUCUACGGCAGAAACACUCGCCAUUAAAUGAAGGCCGUUUUCCAAAGGCAGAGCAAUCAUCACCGAAGCUGCCUCUGGCCGGCGGUUUAGUGUCGGAGAGAGCUGCAAUAGCCCUCAACGAUUCGGAGGGCGUUACAAAUAGCGCACUUCCAAAACCUGCGUUGCCUGCGCAUGAGAACGCGGACUCACCGACUAGGUUUCCCCCAAGGAAGUCAUCACUCCAUAGAGAGCGGGGUGCAAGUCUCUCUUCACACGACAGCUCCGCAGAACAGCAGCCGUCAUUACCAUUGAGGGCGGCCAUAUCUAUACCAGAUCUUAGCAGCACGAGAUCGAAGAAGGAACAUGGCGAGCCUACUCCGAACCAUCCCGACCGAGCCACUUGUCCAGGGGAUACCUCGCGCUCACCGCUAGAGUGGCAUCCUCUGCCUCCACUAGAGGCACCUCCUGAUGAAGUACGCGCAAGUAUACGAUCCGCAGAGACGUACGGGUCCUCCGGCUUCAUAGAUGCCAGUGAAACCGAGCGCAGCAGUGUCGUGACGAGUCACAGCUUCAACGAAGACCUUUGCGGCGGCUUCACUCAUUACGAGGGAUCGGAUAGCGAAGGCAUGAGCGUCGAAGACGCCAUUGGCAUGUAUGCCGACGGCUUUGGUGACGACGAUAAUGAUCAGCCUGUCGACAAGGUCCGCGCACCAAGCGACGAAGGUUACUUUUCCCAAAUUCACCUUUCGAGCGGAGCCGACGCGGAGACUCCCCUUGCGGAGCCACGCGGGCGCUCAACGAGCCGUAUGGAAAGCGGGUGCUUCAAAGCUGAUACCCUUCCGAAAGAAGAUGCACGCCAGGUGAUACCGCAAUGCGUCCGAAACUCUACGGAGACAAUCUCAAAGCAUCGUACAUCGACUACCCCCAAUCUUGUAAAAACCGCUGGGCCGGUGCCUAGAGACCGCUACGGAUUCAAGAAGAUCACCACGUACAUUACGGAAGAGCAUUACGACGCAUGGAACGGGCCAUACACAGAUUACCUAGGAAGACGGCGGAAGAAAUGGGAGCAGCUCAUGAAGCAACACCAUCUGCCGACUGAGAACCCCACAAAGUUCCCACCAAAAUCGGACAAAAUCAAGCGCUACAUCCGCAAAGGCAUACCGCCGGAGUGGCGCGGUGCUGCGUGGUUCUGGUAUGCCGGAGGUCCUGCUCGACUGGCUAGAAAUGAGGGCUUGUACUGGGAGCUCAUCGAACAGGUCACCCAAGGCAAGCUCAAAGACCAGGAUGGAGAGCAUAUCGAACGUGACCUCCACCGAUCUUUCCCAGACAACAUUCGGUUCAAACCAGAUCCCGUCUCCGCCCGCGACUCCGCAGUAACCGGAGUCGAUUCGCAUCAUUCGUCGUUCGAGCCAGAAACAGCAAUACUCCGCUCGCUCCGCCGUGUCCUGCAGGCAUUCGCCAUCCAUAAUCCCCACAUCGGCUAUUGUCAGUCUCUGAACUUCCUUGCCGGCCUGCUACUCAUCUUCCUCGACGAAGACGAGGAGAAAGCCUUUAUCAUGCUCAACAUCAUCACGAACGAGCAUCUUCCCGGCUCGCACGCACGUGUGCUCGAAGCUAACGUAGACAUCGGCGUGCUCAUGAGCUGCAUACAGGAGUCUAUGCCCGCCAUCUGGGCCAAGAUCGAUGACGUUGCAGAGACCGCCGCAACAACCAGCUAUCGGGGCCAUAUCUCAGUCUCUAAAGCGCGCCUGCCCACGGUCUCGCUAGCCACGACGGCCUGGUUCAUGUCUUGCUUCGUCGGCAACCUACCCAUCGAGACUGUCCUCCGCGUCUGGGACUCGUUCUUCUACGAGGGCUCCAAGACACUCUUCCGCAUCGCGCUCGCGGUCUUUAAGAUGGGCGAAUUGGACAUACGCGCUGUGAACGACCAUAUGGAGAUCUUCCAGGUCGUUCAAAAUAUUCCGCGACGGCUGAUCGAUGCGAAUGCGCUCAUGGAGACGUGCUUUAAGCGGAGAAACGGAUUUGGGCAUCUGAGCCAGGAGAUUAUUGAUAUGAGGAGAGCGGAUAGGAGAAGAGCGCAUAAGGAGGAUGUUGCGAGGCUGAAUGGCGCCACGACGAUGCCUAUGUCGGUAGAGAAGCCGAGUGGGACGAGGAGGGCCGCGUCGAGAGCGAGAUUCAAGAGGGGGAUAUCCAGGCGGAGGCCGACGGAGGCCUAA
Coniosporium apollinis CBS 100218 is the source of this 2538-nucleotide messenger RNA. RefSeq lists its product as uncharacterized. Bases 1 to 2538 code for a protein of 845 amino acids. The transcript has a single exon. Lineage: Eukaryota; Fungi; Ascomycota; Dothideomycetes. The record is from RefSeq and is a predicted model, not a curated record.